Messenger RNA from Otolemur garnettii (small-eared galago), 1488 nucleotides. RefSeq names its product nuclear receptor interacting protein 3 (gene NRIP3). Gene Ontology annotation, molecular function: aspartic-type endopeptidase activity. Lineage: Eukaryota; Metazoa; Chordata; Mammalia; Primates; Galagidae. The coding region runs from base 74 to 796 and encodes 240 amino acids. The transcript has 7 exons. Gene Ontology annotation, biological process: proteolysis. The record is from RefSeq and is a predicted model, not a curated record.
GCUGUAAGAGCUCGAGGCUGAAGGAGUUGGGGUGCGGGAGCCUCUGCGCGGCUGGGUCGCCGGGGCCUCAGAGAUGUUUUACUCAGGGCUCCUCACCGAGGGCGGCCGCAAGGAGACAGACAUGCGGGAGGCAGCGUCGCUGCGACAGCAGCGCCGGGUGAAGCAAGCUGUGCAGUUCAUCCACAAGGACUCCGCCGACCUGCUGCCCCUGGACGGCCUCAAGAAGCUGGGUUCGUCCAAGGACACGCAACCUCAUAAUAUCCUGCAGAGGCGCCUCAUGGAAACCAACCUGUCAAAGCUUCGAAGCAGUCGUGUCCCUUGGGCCUCCAAGACCAACAAACUCAAUCAGGCUAAGUCUGAGGGACUAAAGAAGUCUGAGGAUGAUGACAUGAUUUUGGUUUCUUGCCAGUGCGCUGGAAAGGAUAUGAAAGCCUUGGUUGACACAGGCUGUCAAUAUAAUCUCAUCUCUUCAGCCUGUGUGGACAGAUUGGGACUCAAGGAACAUGUCAGAUCUCAUAAGCAUGAUGGAGAAAAGCUUUCUCUACCCCGGCAUCUUAAAGUAGUGGGCCAGAUUGAGCACCUAGUGAUUACACUGGGUUCCCUCCGCCUGGACUGCCCAGCAGCUGUGGUUGAGGACAAUGAAAAAAACUUGUCCCUUGGUCUACAGACUCUUCGAUCCCUGAAGUGUAUCAUAAACUUGGAUAAGCAGCGGCUGAUCAUGGGGAAGACAGACAAGGAAGAAAUCCCUUUUGUGGAGACAUUUUCUUUGAAGGAAGACAACACUUCAGAAGCAUAACUACAGCCCUGAGCAUGUCUGCACAUGUGCACACACACCAGGUUGACAGAAUGAGAAAACUGGGUUUGAACCAAAUGCUGCAGCAACUUGCUGUGGACCAAGUCCUUCCCUCUAAUAGAAGCUCCAGGGGCUCCUUCCCACUAAGACUUCUGUAGACUAUAGUCUGUGCUUAGAGAUCUUGUCUGGUUAUAGGCAUUGUUUUUUACUCCUUUAAUCCUUUAAUUUAUAGACCCUUUUUGACACUGCCAGGUCUCACUUGUGGCCCAUUUCUCUGCUUCUUCCAGGAAUUUGCUUUUAUUAGCCAAGUAUAGGGGCUGCCAGGUUAUUUUACUCCAUACACUUGCUUCCUUUCCUAUAGCUAAGUGUAUAAUAAAUAGGAACCUGACCUUUACCUCCCUUCCUCUGUUCCAGAGAGGUGCAAGAUACCUAUGUCUUGGAAUUAGAAUUUUUUCUAAUUUAUUCAUUGACUUAUCAGUCAAGUAUUAAUUGAUCUGAGAGAUCCCAAUCCCAGAGAGAUCAUCUAGCUCAGCUCUUUCCUUAAAUGUCCAAAGAGGCAAGGGAAUUGUCUAAGUUUAUAUAUUAGGUCAGUGCCAGAAGGCAUCUAGAAUCCCAUGUUGACUUCUAAGCCAAGGCUCCCAUGCUGCCUCAUUUGUCUUCAAGCCUUAACAGGAGGGCAAAAGGUGAGAGUGAGU